Molecule: messenger RNA, 1022 nt
Organism: Punica granatum (pomegranate)
Lineage: Eukaryota; Viridiplantae; Streptophyta; Magnoliopsida; Myrtales; Lythraceae
Source: RefSeq, a predicted model, not a curated record
UUCUCUUCUCAACUAAUCUUCUUCUCCAAUUCUCUCUCUCUCCUCUCCCUGGGAGUCAAAAAAAGAAAAAAAAGAGAGAUCCGCUGGAAAGAGAGAAGAGGAAAAUGGAAAACAACAUUCCCUUAGCGAGCAAGAAAAUAUGGAACAUAGUGAGGAUGGUGUUGUUCAUGCUAAGGAGGGGAACAUCCAAGAAGAAGCUCAUGGUGGAUCUCAACAUGAUGCUAAAGCGUGGCAAGAUUGCCGGGAAAGCCAUCGGGAACCUGAUGUUCCACCACCACCACCACCACCACCACCACAGCAGCGGUGUCCGCUCAGCCACCUCCUCCUCUGCCAUCCGCCCCAUUGGUCAGCUCGAGUACGAGUUCAGCUGCAGCAACAGCCCCGCCAACGCCCACCACCUUAAUAGCCUCCACCAUCUCUUCUCUUCUUUCCACCUAGGCAAGCCCCGGAAGGCCGGUGGAAGCCUCAACAACUUCUUCGGGUGCGCCCACCCUCCCCCGACCCUCGAUGACGACCCCAAUCCGCUUCAGCUGGAGCGGGCGGUUAUUGAGUUCUUGAACAGUCACCAGCCGGAUAUGACGCCGGCGGUCGAAGCAUCCCCGAUGCUCCCAGGAUUCGGGCGCACCCCGCUCGUCAGGCAGCUGAGGAUAACCGACUCGCCGUUCCCCUUGAAGAAUGAGGACGACGGCGACGAUGGCAUUGUUGAUAAAGCUGCGGAGGAGUUCAUUGAGAGGUUUUACAAAGAGUUGAGACGGCAAUGAGCAGAGAGUGUUGGAUUGACAAAUAAGGAGCAUAAGGUUGCAAAUAGUUUCCUUUUUUUUUUUUUUUUUUUUUUUUUCCUUCUGUAGGUUAAGGUUUGUGGGCUCUUGAUUAUAAAUCAUGGUCACUUGUAGUUUCUUUUGAUUAAUGUUGUUAAUUAGAAUAAUCCCUUCAUGUCAAUUCCCAGCAAGCUGGUUUGUACCAAAUGAGAGAGUGCAUAUUGUAGGGAUAUUUGAAUUUUGAAGCAGUACAGCUUUUAAUUU